Molecule: messenger RNA, 1961 nt
Organism: Apus apus (common swift)
Lineage: Eukaryota; Metazoa; Chordata; Aves; Apodiformes; Apodidae
Gene: FGG
Product: fibrinogen gamma chain
Exons: 9
Coding region: 66-1391 (441 amino acids)
Biological process (GO): blood coagulation; platelet activation; protein polymerization
Cellular component (GO): fibrinogen complex
Molecular function (GO): signaling receptor binding
Source: RefSeq, a predicted model, not a curated record
AGCAACCUACUCGGCUGGUCUCUGCAGCACUGUACUGAGCAGUCAGCAGCAGCGGAGGGACAGACAUGGUGGUGCUGAGGUUAUGGAGCUGGGCUCCCCUGGGGCCUCUCCUCUCCCUGUUCUUUUCUACCAGCAUGGCGUACAUUGCUACCAGAGAUAACUGCUGCAUCUUAGAUGAACGAUUUGGUAGUUACUGCCCAACGACCUGUGGUAUUACAGAUUUCUUCAAUAAAUACCAUCUUACUAUGGAUAAUGAACUGCAGGAAAUGGAGGUAAUUUUGCGGCAAAUUAGUAACAGCACAGGAACAGCAGAACAUUUGAUUCAACACAUCCAAAGCCUUUAUCCUCCAGAGAAGCAGACAUUACCAAAUUCAAUUGAUGAUUUUACUAAAAAGUCCAAGAAAAUAAUUGAAGAAAUUAUCAGAUAUGAAAACACUAUUUUGUCUCAUGAAAAUACUAUACAACAGUUGACAGACACACAUAUAUUGAACAGCAACAAGAUUGCACAGCUGAAACAGAAGAUUGCCCAGCUUGAGUCACACUGUCAGGAGCCAUGUAAAGACACAGCUGAAAUACAGGAAACAACUGGAAGAGAUUGUCAAGACAUUGCAAAUAAAGGUGCCAGAAAAAGUGGUCUUUACUUUAUCAAGCCUCAAAAAGCCAAGCAAUCAUUCCUAGUCUACUGUGAGAUUGACUCAUAUGGCAAUGGCUGGACAGUGUUACAGAGGAGACUGGAUGGGAGUGAGGACUUCAGAAAAAAUUGGAUUCAGUACAAGGAAGGAUUUGGACAUCUGUCUCCGGAUGACACCACUGAGUUCUGGCUUGGCAAUGAAAAGAUUCAUUUAAUAACUACGCAGUCCACUCUGCCGUACACCUUACGAAUAGAACUGGAGGACUGGAGUGGCAAAAAAAGCACUGCUGACUAUGCUGUAUUCAAAGUGGGCAGUGAAGAAGACAAGUAUCGACUGACUUAUGCCUACUUUAUCGGUGGUGAAGCUGGGGAUGCCUUUGAUGGCUUUGAUUUUGGAGAUGAUCCAAGUGACAAGUCCUUUACUUAUCAUAAUGGCAUGCGGUUCAGUACCUAUGAUAACGACAAUGAUAACUUCGCUGGCAACUGUGCUGAGCAAGAUGGAUCUGGAUGGUGGAUGAAUAGGUGUCAUGCUGCCCACCUCAAUGGCAAAUAUUAUAUAGACGGUGUGUACACAUCGGAAGAUGCUGGUCCAUCUGGAUAUGACAAUGGAAUUAUCUGGGCAACCUGGCGUAACCGGUGGUACUCCAUGAAGAAAACUGCAAUGAAAAUCAUCCCGUUCAACAGACUAUCAGUAGAUGGACAGCAGCACAACCUCGGCAGCGCCAAACAGGUUCAACCACAGGGACGAGGGGAUAUUUAAAAUUACAACAGAACACAGUUAUUGUUUCAAACACUGAACAUGGGCAGCUGGAGUGUUAAGCCCACUGCAUCGUAGAGAAGUUGGCUUUGUUUACCAUUUUGUCACAUAAAUGUUUGCACUUUGAUUUUCAUAUACCUUCCACAUUACUGUUUCCUUUAACAGAUAGGUAAAUGGGUAGUCUUGUGAUUAGAAAUAAUCCUUUGUAUUCAUGUGUUGUAAAUGAUACAUUUUAAAUCUCCAACUAGUGUAUCUAUGUAUGAACACUAUCAACAUGUCAUCAUAGCCUUAUGUACUUCUUUCUUUAGAAGAACAUUAAAAUGCUCUCUUUUUUUCUGUUGUAGGUUGGAGACUCCUAAAGGGACAAUUUCACAAAGAGUGGUCUGAACAGGGAAAACAAAUAUUUUAUCUCUUAGGCACUGAGCUUACCUAACAUUACACAGUUCAGUUUUUACUAUAAAACACCAUUGACUGUAAAAUGCCCAAGCCUCUUCCCUGAGCAGUGCUUACCUCUGUACAUGGUUAUUUUUUUUUCUGUACAAAUUCUCAAUAAAUUUUUAUAAUUACAAAAAA